AUUUGUAAACAUCUUUAUCAAACAUCUGCUUAUUAAAUAUUGAUUGGAGUGCACUUCCUGAUAGAUGAGAUGUUCUGAGUAGAACACGUUUAACAAUAAAUACAAACAUCUGUUGCGUUUUCACCUUUAGUGGAGGAGGCGUUUGGUGCUGCGCACACGGGGGUGUGGUGUAAAAAAAAGGUAUGUGAUCCGUUCACUGUCACAUGACGAAUUGUAAUAUAUUUCUUCAGCUUGAUUACAGGAAGAAGACUAAAACUGUUUGUGUUGUAAGAUUUAGCUGUGAUCAGGUGCUUUGAAAUGGAAUACCAACCUAUCAUGAGCGGUCAGAACAGAAAUUAUGGGAUUGCGAACCCCGGUUUCGCACCAGCAGCGGUGGGUGCGGCAGCAAUGUUCGCCCCACCCACAGCUGAGUCCCAGAGCCCCAGCGCUCCUCCGGCCAGCAUGUUUGACAACGUUCCAGGGUACGAAGGCACCGUGAUGGGCGGAGGUGGAUUUCUGCCGCCUCCCAUGCCUGCUUACCCAGCUCCCCAACCUACACCUUCGCCCGAAGCACCACACUGGAGUAUUCCAUCUAUAGAUGAAGAUACUGCCCGGGGCGCCUUUGUCCUGUUUGCCUCCAGCAAAUGCUGCUACAGUUCUGCACCUGCGAAGGAUGGUGUCAUCACCAACAUGGAGGCAUUCAAUACCUACAGAUACCGCCUGGAAACAUUUACUGAAUCGAGGUCUACAGAGUGGAGUCAGGAACCAUACCAAGGCCAGUCAGUGGAUGCCUUUGCUCAGCAACCUCCAGGGCCUUGGGAUGUUCCUGCUAAGCAGCCCAGUUUUUUUGUAGAAGACAAACAGUGUAUCAAGGUUCCUUACACGUCGUCUGUCAAGCCCUGCCACAACUGUGUGGGAAUGGGGCGAAAACCCUGCAACCAAUGUGCUGGUGCCGGUAAUAAAGUUUGUUGGGUGUGCAAUGGAUCUGGUUAUCGUCAAGGAAACGAUCGAUGCCUCCACUGCAAUGGCAGAGGGAGAGACAACUGCAGUCACUGUCAUGGACAAGGAUCAAAGCAAUGUGACAUCUGUCGUGGAAAACAGCAGCUUCUGGUCUACAUCAAACUCACUGUGAAAUGGACAAACAACUCUGAUGAUUAUGUUGUGGAGCAGUCAAGCGGACUUCCGGUGGAAAACCUUCGUAAAGUGUCUGGAAAGGAGCUUUUCAGAGACUCUAAGUACAUGGUGUACCCUCUGAUUGGCUUUCCAGACCCUUCAGUGAUGCAGGCUUCGCAGCGCCUUGUCAGCGAUCACCAGGGCAAAUACUUGCAGACAUCUCGCAUUCUACAGCAGCGUCAAAUCAUAGAGUUGAUCCCAAUUACAAAGGUCACCUACUCAUGGAAACAGAAAUCCCACAUUUACUUUGUUUAUGGAAACGAGUUCAAAGUUAGUGCCGAUGACUACCCUGCUACCUGUUGCUGUUCUGUAAUGUAAUUGCAGUGGUUGGUAAUGGCACUUUUUUUCUUUUUACUUUCCGAGCCAUUGAAUAUUUGAGUCAAGUGUACUUACUUUUAAAUCAGUUUAUGUGUCACUGUGACACUAUUAUUUGUAAAUAAAAACAGAACAAAAAAAUCUGCAUAACAUUUCGACUGGGUGAGUAAGUGAAAUUGAUUCAAACAUGAUGUAUCAAAUGUUGGCAUAGAGAAUAUUAAUGCUCUUGGCACAGGUACCGUGCUCAUGUGUGGAGGCUCCAUAAAUGCCAAACAAUAAAUAAAACAUGCUGCCAUCCAGCUGAUGUUUUAUUUAUGAAAGGACUUGCUAAAACUGUCACAUACAACAGUAUGGUAUGAUAGUAAAACUGAAAAAAGUUGAGAAUUAGCCAAUAUUAAAAAAAAAAAAAUCAAAGGGAUUUCUUCAUUUCGGAAUUUGAUAUGUUGUCCUUGCACUGCUUUUAUUGAUAUUUUGCAUAGUAUCCCACUGUUUUCUGGAAAUUUUACAGGGAUGAACUGACAAUGUGGAAGAUAAGAGAAUGUUUGAUUAACUAUGUGGGAACUAAUAUUUCCAAUAUCAUUUUUAUGUGUAUGUACUAUUUGUAUAUGUAUAGCACAGAAAAUUUUUUGCACUCUUAUAUAGUAAGCCAUAACCAAAAUAUUUUUUCUGAAUUCUUUUUUUACCAAUGUUAUGUUUUCAUAAUAUAUAACAACAAAAAAAAGAUAAACAAAUUAAUUUGCUACUUUGGCAACACUAAUUCAUGUUUUUUUUUAUGCCAGUAUCUUUUUAAAGAUAGAAAUAUAUAUUUUUCCGGUCAUAUCUGUAAAUCUCAGCACUUAUUUGAUUAAAAACUCUUGCAAUGUU
This is a messenger RNA of Melanotaenia boesemani (Boeseman's rainbowfish), 2331 nucleotides long. It is a transcript of the gene ssuh2rs1, whose product is annotated as ssu-2 homolog, related sequence 1. Bases 298 to 1470 code for a protein of 390 amino acids. NCBI's taxonomy places the organism in Eukaryota, Metazoa, Chordata, Actinopteri, Atheriniformes, Melanotaeniidae. The record is from RefSeq and is a predicted model, not a curated record. The transcript has 13 exons.